AUUUUUCGGGUAACAAAUGUACCAUGUUCCGCUGAUUCCACGCGACGCUGGCCGCGAGGAGACCAUUUUUCGAAUCAAUCAGUCGUUGCAGAAGCUUCUGCGAGUUUCUGAUGAGAUUUUCGAUCGGGUCGAGCACAGAAUUACGAGGAUUCAUGGGAAGGCUGAGGCGAUUGAUAGAAGGACGGAGGUGUUGGAGAAGAAGCUUGAGAGCUUGCAGGAGUCCGACAAAGUGAUCACGUUCACCCUGCCCCGCCAACUUCCAAAACUCCCCGAAGAGCCCCCCACCUCAACAUCUCUCUUCCGAAUAAACAUCGACACUGAGCAUUUCCCGGGCUCCGAAGAGCUUCCAGCAUUCCGCCGAGCCGAUGAUCAUGUGCUCCGACCCUGUGAGCCCAUCGACUUUACCUAUGAGCUUAACAAACCCGACAAGUUCUUCCUGACGAGUCAAGUACUGAAAGAGUAUGAGCAGAAGGGAUGGGAACGGUACAAGAAGCGGCUGCUCGGAGGGCUCAGGGAGCUCUCCAGGAGCCCAGAGCACAUCGCUGAGCUCUUCUACGCGGGCACCUCAAUUCCAGCUUUCGAAGGUGUUUCUGGAGAUUUCAGCAAGAAGGCUCUUGACGCGGAUGAUGAUGGUGGGACAUCUAGAAGUGGACGGACGACGGAUGAGCUGGCUCAGCUUCGGCUCCACGAGCAACUGCUUGAGGAUACGGCACUGAGCAGUACUCUAAUGCAGGAAGAUUCUUUGGAUGAUAAUCAUCCGUUGGCAUUUCGGAUUAAUUUUAAUGAGAAGAAGAAGAAGACGGCGAAAAUGGUUGAGAUGCCUGAUAGUUUGCCUAAUUUGAAAGGCCACGCCCACGAUUUCACUCUCCGCGACCCGGAAAUCGAUGAGGAUCGGCUUCUAGACAUCCUUCCAGCAGAUGAUCAGAUUCCUGAAGCAUCGGAGCCCACUGAAGCUGAAGCUGAUGCUCCGACGACGUUCAUUCUUCCACCACCACCACCACCGAUGAAGCUUGAUCCUUCUCCUCAGCCAGCUGCAACUCCAGUAGAGAUCACAGAGAUUCCUCCGAUCAUCUCACCUCCAGCACCACCACCGCCACCUCCACCACCGCCACCUCCACCUCCACCGCAGACCCCAUCAGCAAGCUCCUCCGUAACCUUCAGCCCCACGAAAUCCGUCGACGGAGGCCGUUCAGACUUGAUGGCUGCGAUCCGAGCAGCCGGUGGAGCUGGAAAUGCGAAACUCAGCAGGAUUGCCGAAAAGCCGAAGCGGAAGGGGAAAUUCGAUGGGAUUCUUGAGUCGUCGGCUCUUCUCGGAGCAUCGGAAACGCCGAGAAAUUCAGCACCAGCUCCAGACGGCGGUGGUGGUGGUGGAGACUUGAUGUCGGCAUUGUCGAAGGCACUGGAUGCACGAAGGAAGGCGAUCAAUGGGAAAGUGGAAGCCCAGCCGCCGGCCAAGGUUUCAUCCACGAUUCCGGCUCCACCGAAUUUUGAUGAUGAGGAAUGGGACUGAAAUGGUUGAUGGAAAAUGACGGAAAUUUUUGAAAAAAAACUGAUUUUUUCUGCCUGAAAUUGUAAAAAAAUUGGAAAAAAUCCGUUAAAAACUAUGGGAAUUCACGAAUUUUUAUUGAAAAAAAAACGUGAAAUUUCAGAAAAAAAAAACAGAUUUUUUUCGCCUAAAAUUGUUUAAAAAUUGGAAAAAAUCCGUUAAAAAUUAUGGAAAUUCCAUGAAAAAAAUUUUAUUGAAAAAAUCGAGAAAUUUCUGUAAAAAACGGAUUUUUCUGCCUGAAUUUGUUUAAAAAAUUGGAAAAAAUGAUGCAAAUUCCACGAAUUUUUAUUGAAAAAAUCGAGAAAUUUCCGUCUAAAAUUGAUUAAAUAUAUUCUAAAAAAUUAAAUUUUUCGAAGGAAAAACUAAAUUUAUAUUAUGAAAAUUAGCUUCAAAUGACGGAAAUUCAAAUUUCUAGGUUGAAAAAUUUUGCAGAUUAACGGAAAAUUUCAGUUAAAAAAUUCCGAUUUUUUUCCAAGAAUUUUCUCAGUUUGAAAUUAACUUUUUUUUAUUUUAAAAAUGCCGAAAAACGUAAAAAUUUCAGUUUUUUAUUGGGCUUUUCCCAAAUUUUAAAUCGUAAAAACUGAUGGAAAUUCACAUAUUUUUAUUGGAAAAUUCUAGAAAUCUCUGAAAAAAAAAACUGAUUUUUUCGAUUUUUUCUGCCUGAAAUUGUGAAAAAAAAUUGGAAAAAAUCCGUUAAAAAUGAUGGAAAAAAAUUCCAUGAAAUUCCAUGAAUUUUUGUUGAAAAAUUCGAGAAAUUUCCAGGAAAUUUCCAAUUUUUCGACUUUUUUUUUGAAUUUUUUCAGGUUAAAAUUGAAAUUUUCGGUGGAAUUCUAUCAAAAAAAUCGGGAAAUAAUUUUUUUCAUCGCUAAAAAAAGUUGAAACAAUUUAUUUUUUUGACAAUUUUUUCUUCAAAACCUCCCGAAAUUUUUUUCCGAUUUUUUAAAUAAUUAAAUCUAAAUUUUUCUAUUUUUUAAGCCUUUUUUCACCAUUUUCAGCUCCCAAAACUCUCGUUUUUCCCUAUUUUUUCAAAAUUUUAAAAUUAUAUUUUUGCUCCCCUACUUGCCUGCCUGCCUGCCUACCUUUUUUCUGUGAUUUUUCCAUAUUUUUUUCACUUUUUUUUCUGUGAUUUUUUAUCAAUUUCCUUCCACCCGCUCACUUGCCCCAAUCGUUGUUUGUAGAUUUUUCUUAUCGAAUACGGUUAGAAUAGUUAUAUAUUUGUAAAAAUUGUCGUUUUUUUCAAAAUCUCGGGAAAUUUUAGAUUUUUUUUUGUAUAAAUUAAACUGGCCUCUAUUU
Molecule: messenger RNA, 2839 nt
Organism: Caenorhabditis elegans
Lineage: Eukaryota; Metazoa; Nematoda; Chromadorea; Rhabditida; Rhabditidae
Gene: ddl-2
Product: WASH complex subunit homolog 1
Exons: 3
Coding region: 17-1510 (497 amino acids)
Biological process (GO): Arp2/3 complex-mediated actin nucleation
Cellular component (GO): early endosome; WASH complex; cytosol
Molecular function (GO): alpha-tubulin binding
Source: RefSeq, marked reviewed